AUGAAUCGAUUUCGGAAAAACAGAAAGGAGAAAGUGAAGGAGGAUGGCGAGAGCAUGGAGAGUGUACCGACAUCACUGACCUCCAAGUUAUCAUGGAAAAACAAAAAAGGAGAACAAGAAGAAAAACCGGAGCUCGACCUCGCGAAUGCCCUGCCAUCCACGGAUGACUUUCGCACCAGCUUGCUGAUGCCGAAGCUGUCCGCACGUUUCAGCAUGCUGCGAGAACAGGAUGACCCAGACUCAUUGAUCGGCAAAGCGAGUGACGACAGCGUCCUCUUUCCCAAGCGGGCUUCCCGCUUGAAUCUUUUCGGGCACAGUCCCAACCUUUUGGCAGACAUUGACGAGGCUUCUCUAGAUGGUAGGCCAUCGAUCAACCUGGGCCGUACCGAUUCGUUCGUCUCCGGCGGCGACGGUGGCUAUGGGACAGAUGAUGAUCGUUCGCACAAUGGCAGUAUCAUGAGCCGGGCCCGGCGAACCGAGGGCAAUAAUCUAUUUGGUGGACGGCAGAAGGUUUACAAGAUCCCGACCAAGACAGCGAAUGGUUUCGGAUCCGAGUCGGGUCGAGCACCUGUGGGACGCGCCCUUUAUGAGCAUGACCUGUCCAUGUCUGCUUUCCAACGCUUGAGACUAAAGGAAAAGGAGGAGGAGCGCGAGACCGAAGAGAAUCAGCACGAAUCUCUAGCCCAAGAAUCGGAGGACGGUCUAUCAAGCAUCUCCUCCAUGAAGCGGACAACAUCGUCCUCAACCGCAUCGGGCCCUACUGCCAAUCGUCGCACGUCAACGGCAGCUACCUCGAUCGAUGGAGAAUCAUUUCCCUCGGGGACUGGGGGUUCUGGCGAAAAUUCGAAGUCAGGAUUCAUAGGGGCCAUGGCCUCAGAACGUGGUUCCUUUAAAUCUCGACGUCUCUAUGGACAAGGUCUGGCACAGUCCGCACAGAACCAGCAGAACACGACGCUGCACCGCCUGGAAAGUCUGAGUCGCCAACGUGCGGGUACGCUAGAGUCGCCUCCUCUUACCCGGACGUACUCCAGGAGCGCGACCAAUCUGCGUGACCGCCUCCAGAAACUCGCGAUUGCUGAGCCAACACCCGAGUGUUCCCGUCCGACCAGCCCUCCAUCCUCAGCCGUGUCACCAAAAUUGCCGAGCAACGAGAGCGAUCCCAAGGAACCAAAGUCGCAACUGACCCCCGGCUAUGGAGUACCGCCACUGAGUCCACCUGUCAGCGAGAAUGAAGACCUAGGAACAUUGGCGGCCGCCUUGCAACCGGAAGAUCAUGGAAAAGCUACGGCGAUGGGCCUCUUCAACAAGCCUCAAACUGCUUUUGAUGAGAGUCAGUUUACGCGACGUCAACUGCAGAUGCACCAGGGCACGAGCACACCGCCCCUCCGACGAGCUCCAUCACCUCCCGGUCGGAUGACUCCACAGGAACGCAUUGGACGUUCCCGGGGUCUUUCAAACACGAGCGGUUGGUCCAGACCUGAGUCUGCCUCCUCUCAUUACAGUGAGUCUCAUCGUGCAGCGAAUCAUUCGACUGCCCCGAGCAUCGACGCUUCUCCCGCCGGCCCUGCAAAUGGGACCUUUUUCUCAAACCCCAGUUCUGAUGCAUCCGACGAUGAAGGUGAUGAAUUCAAUGCGAGGGACGUUGCGGCUGCUAUUGACGCUGUCCAUCCUGCCUUCCGGUCUAGCACACCACCCAAGCCUGCAACUCCCCCUGAAGAACAUCAAAGCGUUCUGCCUGAAGUUCGGUUCUCCGACCUCGGUGAUUUGAAGCCUAUCGCUGAGAUUGAAGCAUCGGAAAGAACAAGCGUUGCGGAUGACAGCACUGCUCUCCCGGAAAAGCCCGACUCGCCCACACUCGGACCCUCGGGCCUUGGACUAAGUGGUCUGAUUCGCACCCAUCUUCGGCGUGACAGCGAUCGCUCGUCGUUCCAUGUGCUGCACUCUCCUGCAUUCCCACCGAAACCCAACGAUGACGAGGUUGAUGGAUCCGUGGCCAACGGAUCGGAUACGGCCAAUGGGUCCUCUCAGCGCGCGUCCACAGAUGGAAACAGCUCAAGGGACUCACAGGACAACUCCAAGGUACCUUCUUGGGACGACGAGUUGAAAUCGAAGCAUAGACGUCAAGGAAGCACGGAGACCCAGCGGGAGCGGGAAGAAUUCGAGAUCGAGCUUGCGGAGCGGCGGAGGAGAGUGCAGGAAAAGCUGAGAGGGUUCGCUGAAAGCGAGAGUCGAUCAGCUAGCCCGAUCUCCGGGCAUCGAACACCAGACUACCCACCGCAAACAAAGCCCGGCAACGCAUUUGCCCUUUUGAAGAGCAAGAAUCCCAAACAUCCCUUCUUCAGCAGACAAGAGCCGAAGAAUACCAAGGUGGUCGGUCUCGCCAGCGCAUCCACUCCAGCCUUGGUACCGGACGACCCCUGGCGAGAGGAGGACGAGAAGAUGCCGUUCAGCUUCGGCAAGCACUCCAACACCAGCUCACCGCAAAUCGCCGGAGAGAAGUCGAUUCGAUCCAGAGUGGCAGCGUUUGGCCGCGGCAGUCACGAAGGCUCCCGCGAAUCGAGCCGCAGCCGUGGCGCCUCACCGCAUUCAAGCAUGAGGUCUCAGAGGGAUCGUUCGAGCUCGGACGCCUCCGGCCGCUCCAAGAGCCGAACACGAUACCGCGAUCGCGAUGAUCUGGGGACACUGAAAGAAGAUGCUGCCGGCUCUCCUGAGCCGUUCCCGCACUUUGACCCGCGAGCCGCUCCUUCGGUUCCAUCCUCCACGCGUCCAUCGGUAGAGGUCAAUGAUCGUUCGGCAUCCUACGAUCGUUGCUCGUCAGCCGCAUCUGGACGCUACCGCAGCGGGAGUCGGUCUGCCACAUCGAGCUACUUUGAUCGACCUCCUCCGCCCUCUACCAAUCCUUCCAUGAUUGGAGUGUCUCCUCGGCCGUCUCCAAUUGCUCCUUAUUCCGCCAAUGCCACACCACCUCUACACGAAAUGUCCCCGAAUCCUUCCACGACAUCUCUACCCACCCAGGCAACCGGCGCCCAUCCUCUGCCUCAGCGAGCCCCAGGCCAUGGCGGUCUUCAAAAGCGGGUCAUUGACAAGACGCAGAUCUCCGAGCCAACUUUUGUCUCGUGCACAUCCAAUGUGCCGACUGUGGGUCUUCCCCCCGGCGCAAGCUUAAGUAACGGCAUGGAGACGCCACCAAUCCCGCCUAUGAACCCACGACGACGCCGCCAGACCACCACCCAGACCAUCCUUGGCGCCCUCAAGGGCGAGAAGCACGAGUCGUACCAUCCGGCCUCGACAGUCAGCAGCCCUCCCGAGGAACAUAGCACCUUCGACGACGACAACAACAAGCGGCCCAAGUCCAAACACAACAAGCUCCGCAAGACUUCCAGCGAGGGCGGUAGUCUGAACUCCAAGGCCCGACAGCAAGCGAUGGCGGCUGCCGCUGCCCCUCUGCCCCCUGCACCGGCAGUCCCGCCAUACCCGCCGCCCAAUGUCCCCAUAGAAGGUGGAAUGUUUUAG
Molecule: messenger RNA, 3513 nt
Organism: Aspergillus fischeri NRRL 181
Lineage: Eukaryota; Fungi; Ascomycota; Eurotiomycetes; Eurotiales; Aspergillaceae
Exons: 1
Coding region: 1-3513 (1170 amino acids)
Source: RefSeq, a predicted model, not a curated record